Molecule: messenger RNA, 867 nt
Organism: Strongyloides ratti
Lineage: Eukaryota; Metazoa; Nematoda; Chromadorea; Rhabditida; Strongyloididae
Product: Protein SCO1 homolog, mitochondrial
Exons: 2
Coding region: 1-867 (288 amino acids)
Biological process (GO): intracellular copper ion homeostasis; mitochondrial respiratory chain complex IV assembly
Cellular component (GO): mitochondrial inner membrane
Molecular function (GO): copper ion binding; copper chaperone activity
Source: RefSeq, a predicted model, not a curated record
AUGUUAACUAGAAUUAUAAAGUUGAAACCAUUAUUAAAAAAUUCUAAUUAUUGUUUAGCUUCUUUUUGUAGCAAGAAAGAUGAUAUAAAAGUAGAUGUUGAUAUUGAAAAAUUAAAAAAAGAACUUGAAAAUUUAAAAAGUAAUGACGAAUCAAAAUCUGAUUUUAUGAAUUUUACACAACAGCAACAAAAAAAAGCACAUGAAAGAAGUCAUAUUUUUAAUUGGAAAUCAACAAUGUUUACCUUGGGUACGGGUUUUGUUUUCCUUUCAGUUCUUUUAUACCUGAGACAAAAAAGAUUGAAUGAAGAGGAGAAACAAAGGCAAAUUAUGGCUGGAAAAGCACGUAUUGGUGGUGAAUGGGAACUUAUUAAUACAGAAGGAAAAUUAGAAGGAUCUAAAGACUUAUUAGGAAAUUGGGUUUUAACUUAUUUUGGUUUUACACAUUGUCCUGAUAUAUGUCCAGAUGAAAUUGAAAAAAUGGUUUCUGUGGUUGAUCAUUUAAAUAAACAUAAUCCUGAAAUAUCCAUAAUACCAGUAUUUAUAUCAGUAGAUCCUGAUAGAGACACACCAGAACGUGUAAAAGCAUAUUGUAGUGAGUUUUCACCUAAAAUUCGUGGUUACACUGGUUCAACUGAACAAAUUAAAAAAGUAACAAAGACAUUUAGGAUUUAUCAUAGUCAAGGACCAAAGACAGCAGAAGAUGAUUACAUAGUUGAUCAUACAGUUAUCAUGUAUUUAAUUGAUCCUAGUGGAGAAUUCCAUGAUUAUUAUGGACAAAAUAAGAGUGAUACUGAAAUUGCUGAUAUUAUAAAGCUUAAAGUUUUGAAAUAUGAACUUUCUAAGAAGAAUAAAGGCAAUUGGUUGUAA